AAACUCGGCUUUUUAUACCCGGCAUCCUUACUGCGCACAUAUGCAUUGUUCCUUUCGCGCUUCGGGAGCGGAAUACGCCGGUCUCACGGGGACUGCUGACAACGGCAAGGUUGCGUUUUCUUGUCCGUAAACUACCGGCGCUGCGAGUAUGGAGACAAUGGGAUUAUGCUGUGCGUGGAUGUUUGUGCUGGGAAUUUACGGAACGGUGCAAGGAUUUCCCUUCGAUGUGCUGCAAUGGUCACGAAGAUCGGACGGAACUGAGGAGGGCCGGCAACAGUGUGAGGUGGGUCAAGCGGUGGAGAGUCUUGACCCUUGCCAGCCGUACUGCGUGUGUGUCGGCCAGAAGAUCGUCUGUGCCCAGAUCGCCUGCGCCGCACCCGACCCCACCGAGGAUGUGGAAAACGUGUCGGAAUGCUGGAAACUGAAGAACCCCCAGCGCUGUUGUCCGGAUUAUGUCUGUCGUUUUAGCAAUGGAUCGGCAACGAUCAUCUACCCGACACCGACAGUCAACACUCCCGAUAAUCUCUACGCACUCGUUUGACUCGUUCAACUGAUGGAAGCCAUUGUGCAACACAAAAUUGCCAGUCUCCUUAACAAUUAUUUUUGAAAUCCUUGCUGCGACAAACGUGUCCAGUACUCACUGUAUAAGUAUCGUUAAAUCAAACAACGAGGAAUAUUUGUGAUACGUAAUUAUACAGCCCUUUCCGCAUUGCACGAACAAAUCAGUUGUAUUCCCGCAUAUCGACGGUGAUUCACUCUACUAAGUACGAUUAUCACAUUAUUUAUUUACUUAUGAAAAUGCGCUAAGUUUGCGUUGGAGAAAACUAGCCGCAUCGUUGUUUUUAGGCAAUAAAUAUGCAAAUAAAA
Paramacrobiotus metropolitanus is the source of this 867-nucleotide messenger RNA. RefSeq lists its product as uncharacterized. NCBI's taxonomy places the organism in Eukaryota, Metazoa, Tardigrada, Eutardigrada, Parachela, Macrobiotidae. The record is from RefSeq and is a predicted model, not a curated record. Bases 149 to 541 code for a protein of 130 amino acids. The transcript is spliced from 4 exons.